Diorhabda sublineata is the source of this 2544-nucleotide messenger RNA. It is a transcript of the gene Axs, whose product is annotated as anoctamin-10. The transcript has 12 exons. The record is from RefSeq and is a predicted model, not a curated record. NCBI's taxonomy places the organism in Eukaryota, Metazoa, Arthropoda, Insecta, Coleoptera, Chrysomelidae. Gene Ontology annotation, cellular component: plasma membrane. Gene Ontology annotation, biological process: chloride transmembrane transport. The coding region runs from base 151 to 2394 and encodes 747 amino acids. Gene Ontology annotation, molecular function: chloride channel activity.
CAAAGUAGGUAUAUGGAGCGUCUCUUAAAACCUCAACCAAUUGUAGGUGUGUUAGUAACCAAAAUCAAGGUUAAAUCGUUAGAUAUAUAUUUUUUGUUUGUUUACAGUUGAUAUUAGUUUAUAUGGUGUUUUAAUAUUUGAUUUAAAUUAAUGGAAGUGAUAUACGAAAUAGACGCGAAAUCAGUAACAUCGAAUCUAAAUUAUUCCGAUGAUGAUGAAGAUGAAGAAGAACAAGAACAAGAAGAAAAAGAAGUAAAAGAUCUGUUCCUAAAUAGUUUGUGGGAUAUUCAUGAGGCAUUAAGUGCGCUCCGUGGAAACAUGCGCAGUCGACUUUUAGAUGCCGAUACGGCCGUAGAUGAAAUGGAAAAGGAAAUAGGGGAUGUAGAAGAAAUGCAAUUACCCCCAACUUAUUUAGUAAUACAACUAUCUUCGGAUAUACCUUUAAGUACAUUAACUUGGUUUGUAGAAAAAAUUCGAGGUAAAAAGAGAGACGGGGGAGGAGAACUUUUUGUAAUGAAACAACCUUUCGAUCCUGAAGAUUCUUUGUUUCUUCACGUAUCCGCGUCGAAAAUAAAAUUAUUCGAAGCCGCCGAAGAAAUGGAACUCAUGAAGAAAGAUAAGGCCGGUGUACUUAGAGAGUUUACGGUUCAAGCUUUGGAAGAUUUUUUGACCGAAGAUAUGAGCGUCGAUGGUCUGUUCACUAUAGCUGAACGCCAAACUAUAACAAGACAUGAAUUGGAGAACAUCAGGGCUCUCACAGAGGACAAUCAUAUUCCCGGUUUUCCAGAAUAUCGUUUGUACGGUGGACAGUCGAUUGUACAGGUUUGCCUGUCAAAAAAUAUCAUCAAAAAUGUCUAUCCAUUGCACGACGACGAAACUUUGAAAAAACUCGGCAGAAGUUGGUACAAGACUCUUUUCAAAAAACAACCAUUCGAUCAAAUAAAGAAUUACUUUGGAGAAUCCAUAACACUGUACUUCCAUUUUUUAAGUUUUUACACAGACGCUUUGAUUGUACCAGUUAUUUUGGGAAUUCUCCAGUUAUUUGUAUCCAGAGAAACGAUUCCAUUUUUUUGUAUAUUCAACGUGGUAUGGGUGACGCUUUUUUUAGAGAUGUGGAGAAGAAAAAGUAACGAGCUGGCAUAUCAAUGGGGUACCAUAGGUAUGACUAGUAUGGAUGAACCUAGACCAAACUUUCGAGGAGCAAUGGGCGUCGAUGCAAUCACGGGCAAAGUGCGACCGCAAGCUCCUAGAUACCUAACCUAUGUUAAGAUGUACGUGGUAUCUAUACCAAUAGUAUUUGUAUGUUUAACUGUCGCCUUUGUUAUUAUGUUGAUGUCUUUUUGGGCUGAAGAUUAUGCGAAAAAAAAUGAAGAUUGGAAAUCUUACGUCAGCGUUCCGAGCAUCAUUUAUUCUGUGCUUGUAAUUAUCAUGAAUGUAAUUUAUAGGCAGCUAGCAACGUAUCUUACAGAAUGGGAAAACCACCGAACGCAGUCUCAGUACGAGAGACAUCGUGUAACAAAAUUAGUUUUAUUCGAAUUCGUCAAUAACUUCAUGUCCCUUUUCUACAUCGCCUUCAUCACUAAGGACAUGGAGAUGCUGAGAAGUCAAUUACAAACUAUGCUCAUUGUCAAUCAAACCAUCAACCAUUUCCAAGAAACCGUACAACCACUAGCAAUAAAAUACUACAUGAUGAAGGUUAACAAUUUAAAAAUCAGCAAUAUUAUUCCGAAUAAAGUUGAUUUCAAAGCGCCAAAGGCAUGUCGAGAAGAUAAAACUAUUACAGCAAAGGAAAACCUACUUUCCAAUAUAAUAAUGCCUGAAAUACCCGAAGAAGAUUCAAGAAUCAAACAAGCGAUCGACGAAAGCGAUAUGGAUAUCUACGAAGGCACUUACGAUGAUUAUUUAGAACUCUUCAUACAAUUCGGAUUUGUCUUUUUGUUUUCGUCGGUUUAUCCUUUAGCUGCCCUUUGGGCAUUACUGAAUAAUGUGAUCGAAAUACGAGCAGACGCUUUUAAAUUUUGUAAAAUAUUUCAAAGACCUACGUGUAGAAGAGUUAAAGAUAUUGGUGCAUGGCAGAGAUCUUUCGAAAUGAUUGGCGCUCUUUCUAUACUCACCAACUGUGGUUUGUUAUACCUCAGUCCUCCUAUUAGGCAAUCUGCGCCUAGUUUCAGCGAUAUCGAAUGGUUGUUGCUGUUCAUAUUCCUCGAACACUUUUUAUUGGGUAUACGGUUUCUUCUGCAUAUUGCCAUAUCAGAUAAACCCGAAUGGGUGCGGGUAGCUUUAGCCAAGAGGAGCUACGAGUCUAAACAAGCGUUAAAAUUUGAGAGAUCCCAGAAAAACCAACGCAUUUUAACGAGACGAUUCAAGACGUUCCAUGGUCCACAUACGGAUUGACUCAACUUAUUUACAAAGUUAAACCAAUUCGAUUGUUGAAACCGUGGGUUAAUUGUGAUCCUCGCAACUCAUUUAACCUCCAACGCUGCCUGAAUAUAAUAAUGAUUAUAAGAAACUAGAAAAAAUAAAUAAAUCAUUUUUUUAUAUGGA